AUGUGCAAUAACAAACAAACUAGGGCGGAUAUCAUGAGUUUGUUGAUUGCCAUUCUUUAUGACGGUUUGCAUAAUCAAAAAAGCUUGGAGAAGGUGUUUAAUCAGAUAUCCGCAAAAGCUGACCACGUCAAAUCAACCAAUACAUCAUUGCCUAUCGAUGCCACUCCAGUAAGUGUUGGUGUGCAAAUUAUUGAAGCGGUUUUCUACUUGCUUGAAAAGAAUACUGCUUUGCGUCUUUUUUUGCUCACUGAGCAUGACAAUGCAUUUAUCUCCAAGAAACAUAUGCAGAAAAAGAAACUCAAAAAUCCAUCGACAUGCGAGGAAAGGUAUCCUAUCAACCUUUUGUUCAAGCUUUUGGAAAACCCUCUUUUGAGGGAAGAAAAUUUCUUCAUCGAUUUGCUUGCAAGUGUACUACACUUCGGAACGAGGCCCCUUCUUGUUUUGAGUGACAAGUCAAAGAGCUAUCCUCCAAGUUUCGACACCAAUUUCAUUCCAGACAGCAACUUGCGUCUAAUUGUUCGCAUCCUAACGUCUAACGAGUGCGUGAACACAACAUUUAGAAGAACAAUUAGCGCUAUGCAACAUCUUUCAUGGUUGAAAAAUGCUCAAAAAGUAUUUUCAGUUGAGCUUCUGGAGAAAGCAACAAACUUGGGUCGUCGUAUCAUCAAAGAUUUACGAGGCUUAACUGAAGGGUUGAAAAGUGGUACCAAUUAUGACGGCGAUGAAAAGUUCAUCAACAGCUUCACGGCUCCAAGUUCUGAUCAAGCAAAACUACUUAGGAUCUUGACAGCUUUAGACUACAUGUUUGAAACAAAAUCAAAAACUGGGGAAAAUGUUGAUAGUUCACGGGAAGGAAUUGACCAACUUACUGGACUUUACCAACAUCUUGAGCUUGGUAACUUGUGGGACGCUCUAAGUGAGUGCUUGAGAGUUCUAGAAGAGAAUACAAACUUGUCUAAGGUUGCCACGGUUUUGUUGCCUUUGAUUGAGGCCCUUAUGGUUGUGUGCAAACACAGCAAGGUGAAGGAAAUACAGAUCAAGGAUGUUAUGAAAUACGAAGCCCGGAAGAUUGAUUUCAAGAAGGAGCCUAUCGAAAGUUUGUUUUUCUCAUUUACUGAUGAGCAUAAAAAGAUUUUAAAUCAAAUGGUUCGUGCUAAUCCUAACUUGAUGAGUGGGCCGUUCAGCAUGUUAGUAAGAAAUCCGAAAGUGUUAGAAUUCGAUAACAAAAAGAACUAUUUUGAUCGGCAAUUGCAUGAAGGUGUGACUUCAAAUGAAAAGUUGUCAAUUAGCAUUCGUCGUGAUCAGGUUUUCCUUGAUUCAUAUCGUGGACUCUUUUUCAAGUCUGUUGAUACCUUCAGGAAUGCUGUCUUGGAGAUAAACUUUAAGGGAGAAGCUGGCGUUGAUGCUGGUGGAGUUACAAGAGAGUGGUAUCAAGUUUUAUCCCGUCAAAUGUUCAAUCCAGAUUAUGCCUUGUUCACAGCGGUUGCUAGUGAUGAAACAACAUUCCAUCCUAACCGGACAUCCUAUAUUAAUCCAGAGCAUUUAUCCUUCUUCAAAUUCAUUGGUCGCAUAAUAGGAAAAGCUAUCUUCGACAAUUGCUUUUUAGAUUGUCAUUUUAGCAGAGCUGUUUACAAAAAGAUCUUGGACAGACCUGUUUCUCUCAAGGAUAUGGAGAACCUUGACUUGGAAUAUUUCAAAUCCUUAAUGUGGAUGUUGGAGAAUGAUAUUACAGACAUCAUCACUGAAGAUUUCUCUGUUGAAACGGAUGAUUAUGGCGAACACAAAAUUAUUGAUCUUAUUCCCAACGGUCGGAACAUACCUGUGACAGAAGAAAACAAACAAGAGUACGUGAGACUAGUCGUGGAAUAUAGACUCCAAACAUCUGUUGCGGAACAAAUGAACAAUUUCAUUACAGGAUUCCACGAAAUCAUUCCUCGGGACCUUGUCGCUAUUUUUGACGAGCAAGAGCUCGAGUUGUUGAUUAGUGGAUUGCCAGAUAUUGAUGUACAAGAUUGGCAAAACAAUACUACCUAUGUCAAUUAUUCACCAUCAUCAGAGCAAAUUCAAUGGUUCUGGAGGUCUGUUAAGUCUUUCGAUAACGAAGAACGGGCCAAAUUAUUACAAUUUGCCACUGGUACUUCGAAGGUACCACUAAAUGGGUUCAAGGAGUUGCGUGGUGCCAAUGGAGGAUGCAAGUUCAGCAUUCAUCGUGAUUACGGAUCCACUGACAGGUUACCGUCAUCUCACACAUGCUUCAAUCAAAUAGAUCUUCCGGCGUACGAAACAUACGAAACGUUGAGAGGUUCUCUUUUGUUGGCCAUCACUGAGGGACACGAAGGUUUUGGUUUGGCUUAG
Molecule: messenger RNA, 2355 nt
Organism: Clavispora lusitaniae ATCC 42720
Lineage: Eukaryota; Fungi; Ascomycota; Pichiomycetes; Serinales; Metschnikowiaceae
Source: RefSeq, a predicted model, not a curated record